UUUAACGUUGCAAAAGUCGGUCGGGGUUUCCGUUCCAUCGGUACAGCCAGCCAGCCGUACUCCGGAGGUCCUUGGUUCUCCAGCUUUUUGUGAAACUAGUGGGCUUCUGCAGAAAGGCUUCAAGCUGAAAAGUGCCAUUUCAAGUCGUUUGAAUUGGAAUAUACAAUAAUUCGCCGUGUUGGUUCGUGAUUAUUUGUCGAGUUCCCUGCAAAGUGAUGUGAGAAAAGCCAGCAGUCAGCCAUUACAAUUUUCCAGUGUAUCGAAUCGAGUGUGGAAAAAUUUUCUACCCCACUGAAAGCAUUCUGGAGAGGGGACGGUGUGGGAGAAGACGGAGAGAGCUUUUGCAUAAGCAGGCCGCCGAAGGAGACCAAAGGGUCGUUAAGAGGUCGUAACGUAAUUUUUAAUCAAAGGCCUGCUAAGAACAGAAGCAGAAAUUUGGAUUGAUUAUGUAACGCAUCAAGGAUACAUAUUCAUACCUAGUUUCGGAAGCGACCAGGUUAUUGAGUGAUGUUCGGGAGAGUUGCAUAGAGUAUCCCAUGGAACAUUGUAAGUAAAAUAGCGCGAGACUGUGUUGGUUAAGCGUGUGCACAGUUUUCAUUCACAUUGGACGUUUUCGAGUAGUUUUGUCAUAAGCCUCACCGUUUCCGAGUGUGAUUAGAACGAAAUCAUCUGUGGAGAGUAUUUGUUCGGUGGAAAUUGUGCUCAUUGAAGCGACUAGGCUGUCGAAAUAGCUAGUGAGAGAACGAACCUCCCAUGCAAAGGGGAGGAUCGUUGAAUCGAUGUUGUUUGGUUUUCUUUUGGCCGGAGCAAUCUGAGGCUGCAUCUCGGUGAAGGCGCACAUGUGCGGGCUACGUUUCAGAACAAGAAACUCUCCGUCUCAGAAGACAUCCCUACGCUGGGGUGACAGCUGCUAUCCUUAUUGAACAGUUGGCCUCGACCACGGUUCUACAUAACAUCAGAAGAUCCCACCACAGAGAUCGGCAUCAUCUUCGCCAUUGUCGUCAUUCGUCGCCACCACUUCACUUAUCUCGAACAGCAGGCCAACAUCGAAGUGAACUCUAGACACUCAUACGUAAAAAUAGGGUAGCCAUUCCAUCGAAACAGCCACAAGGUCGAAUAGCAAUCAAGUAAAAUUUCAAAGCAAAGCAAAAAUGAUCGCUAUCAAAGUGUUGAAUCCUAGUUCUAAGUGUAACGUUUUACGCGUAAAAUAUCUGUGAUGUGUUAAAAGUCUACAAAUCAAUGUUCUAAGAUUUCAAAAGAAGUGUCGGGGAGUACAGAAAAGCUAGUCGUUUACAAAGUUAAUAAUAUAUAAUAAAUACCAUCACAGUACUCCAUAGUCCAGAGAAGGAAAGACAACGGAAGAGCUAGUCUUCCUCACCGCCCACACCAUCGCCACAUAUAUAACGAAGCACUCAGACUCACGUGAGCCAGCAGUAAUUGGAGAGGUCCUCGUGCAUCCAUCUUUUAAAAGAACUACUACAUUCAUUGGCUACGGUAAACGACCUUGGUCUCUUAGCACAUCUUUCAUCUCAUCAACGAAGAAUAAAAAGCCUGGAACAAUAAUCGAUACAAUAAAAGCCAUCGACUUUCGCACACCCACUGGCUGUUGGUUACCCAAGAAGCACUCGACUCAUCAACCGAAAAGAUCGUUAGCCUGGUGACACUCUCCAGAAAAAAAAAAACCAACAACAACCAUCUUCAACGGUAUACCCUUGGCUGGAGAUUCUCUUAAGCAUUUACCGUAACUUAUCUAUACGCAUUAAACCAUCACUAUUUCAACCCUAAAGAAGAGAGACGAAAAACAAGCUUUAAGUAUUAUUAAGUCACUGGCAUAAAAAAAAGCAUUGUGAAUCACAUUAUUCGAAAAGUAAAAGCCGAAUCCGGAGCACCGAUCGACUUCCUCUCAAUCAGAGGACCAAUUACAAGACGAAUCUUCUAGACGUGACCAGUUCGGCACAAUUGUGGCAGUGCCAUUAGGUUGAUAUACUGCUGUCUAGGCGAGCGGUCGUUAACGCGCAUUCUUGGAAAAACGGGAAAUCAGGAGCGUUUUUGGAAGCUAAUUAGCAGACAUACCAAAAGGCGAACGAAAAAAGCCUCAACAUGAUCAACAUUGCCGGUGUUAUCAGUAUUGUGUUGUUCUACAUCUUGAUUUUGGCAGUCGGAAUAUGGGCCGGCCGAAAGAAAGAAUCCGGAAAUGAUUCCGAGGAGGAGGUGAUGCUUGCCGGACGAUCUAUUGGUCUGUUUGUGGGAAUUUUCACGAUGACUGCAACAUGGGUCGGCGGCGGGUACAUCAACGGCACAGCAGAAGCAAUCUACACAUCCGGCCUGGUUUGGUGUCAGGCUCCGUUUGGCUAUGCACUCAGUUUGGUUUUCGGUGGAAUCUUUUUUGCCAAUCCGAUGCGAAAGCAGGGUUACAUCACCAUGUUGGAUCCGCUGCAGGACAGCUUUGGAGAGCGCAUGGGAGGACUUCUGUUUUUGCCGGCCUUGUGCGGUGAGGUGUUCUGGGCUGCCGGUAUCUUGGCCGCUCUCGGUGCCACCCUGUCGGUCAUUAUCGACAUGGAGCAGGAGACUUCGGUCAUCCUGUCGGCGUGUAUCGCUGUGUUCUACACCCUAUUUGGAGGGUUGUAUUCGGUGGCGUACACCGACGUCAUACAGUUGUUCUGUAUCUUCAUUGGGCUGUGGAUGUGUAUUCCGUUCGCCUGGUCGAACGAUCACGUCAAGAGCUUGUCGGGGAUGGAUGUUGACUGGAUUGGCGAAAUCGGCGAGGGUUACCAUUGGUAUUAUGCAGAUUAUGGAUUGUUGCUCAUUUUCGGCGGUAUUCCAUGGCAGGUAUACUUCCAACGUGUAUUAUCGAGCAAAACAGCUGGUCGGGCCCAAAUCCUAUCAUACGUAGCUGCUUUUGGCUGUAUCCUCAUGGCAAUCCCACCAGUAUUGAUUGGAGCUAUCGCAAAAGCGACUCCAUGGAACGAAACUGACUACAAAGGCCCAUGGCCACUGACAGCUCAGGAAACCAGCAUGAUUCUGCCCAUGGUGCUGCAAUAUCUGACACCGGACUUUGUGUCUUUCUUCGGAUUAGGGGCCGUGUCUGCAGCGGUCAUGUCCUCGGCCGAUUCAUCAGUAUUAUCCGCAUCGUCCAUGUUCGCUCGAAACGUGUACCGGCUUAUCUUCCGCCAGCGUGCCUCCGAAAUGGAAAUCAUCUGGGUGAUGCGCGUAUCGAUCCUGGUGGUGGGCAUCCUCUCCACCAUAAUGGCUCUAACGAUACCAUCCAUCUAUGGUUUGUGGUCAAUGUGUUCCGAUUUGGUGUACUGCAUUUUGUUCCCUCAGUUGCUCAUGGUGGUUCACUUCAAAAAGCACUGUAAUACUUACGGUAGUCUGGCUGCGUACAUAAUCGCAUUCCUGGUGCGGCUAUCUGGCGGUGAAUCAAUGCUCGGUCUGCCGGCACUGAUUCACUAUCCGGGCUACAACGAAGAAACCGCCACACAGAUGUUCCCCUUCCGGACGAUGGCGAUGAUCAUGAGUUUGGUCACGCUGAUAGGCGUCUCCUGGUGGACAAAAUGGAUCUUUGAAACUGGCCGCCUGGCACCGAACUACGAUUAUUUCCGCUGCGUGGUUAAUAUUCCGGAGGAGCUGCAUCGAGUCGGCGAACCUUCUGAUUCCGGCGAACAGCUCUCCGUUAUGGCCGGUGGAAUGACCCGAAUGUACGGUGCGGCUACCAUGGUCGGUAAGGACGAACGAAACGGUCGGGUGAAUCCGGCCCUGGAGGCGGACGACGAUCUACCAGUGGUGGAAGCCAAACGCCAAAUAGAGCAGCAACAGCAACAAUACGCUGCCGGUGGAGGCGGUGGAGUAUUUUUGAGCGAUGGCAGUGUAGUUCCCGGAGCUCAUGCACAUACGGCAUUUUGAAAUCGGAUGCAGCAGUAAGGAACUGCGCGCUUUACAUAGAGAGGUGGAUGAAGAAAUUGGAAACGGUAGAGCACAUACAUCAAUUAUUAAUUGGAAGGAAAACAGAUGCUUUUCGGAAAGUUCAGUUUUGUUGCCGGGCUUGACAGCAUGCAUUGAGUGAAAUAGCUGUGGAACUGGUUUCCGCCUUUAUCAACCCGGGGUUAUGGGUUGUGCUAAAAUUAUAUUUUACGACGAUUGGGUUAUGGGUGCAUAACACCAUUCGGGGUUGAACCCAAUGAAAUUACAGCAACAAAUACAUAUCAAACAGAGAUUAGUGUUUUUAGUGUUUAGUUUCUUUGGACUAACGCAAUCGAUACAUAUCAAACUAGGGCUUAUAAAACGUACCAAGUGGCAUAUUCUUGGAGUGUAUUAUCAUCACACAAGAAAACAGCAGAUGUGGAUACUAGGUGGAAAUCUUAAUCAAGUUUAUGUUUGAAAUAUAUUAAAUUCUGCGAGGAGGAUUAAAUCAGAGAUAAACGCAGCAAUUUCAGUAGUAGCAAAUAGGAAGCAUAAUUGUAUUUGUUUGUUAAUUUUAUUUUUAAAGUGUGAGAUGAUGAGAUAAAGUGAGGUCAGGGAAACUAUUAAAAUAGUUUAUGUUGUCACAAAAUGUAUUCAUUUUUUACUCAACCAGCAGGAAUAAUGCAACCAAUUGUACAAAUCUAUAAUGUUUAUUGAAAGGAUCCAAUGUAUUAUCGUUUUCCGCUACAAACUGUCCAAAAGCGUGAAAGUUUCCCUUGAAUGUUGAAUAAAGAUAGGAAAGGAUUCUUUAAUGAUGUUAUUUUUCUGUAAGAGUUUAUUUGCACGGAUUUCUCCCUAAUAGCUUUUAUGAAACCAACUACGUGAAGACGGAAACGGUUUAUUGAGAUAAGGAACUGACAACAACUAUGAAAAUAACUCAAAAAAUAUCAGACAAUGGUGCUAGAAAAAUACUUGAGGUAAAGCUGUCAUAGGCCGUUUGUUAUGUCUGAAAAGAUAGUCGAGUGAAUAUGUGAGGAUCUGAAUUCAGUGGUGAAAAUUUCGACUAGAUUUUACUAUAUUAUUUUUCUCCAUUACGCUUGUUUCUUUUAACGCAGUUAUUAAACAUUGACAAAUUUUAUUUUAAAAGAAGAAAUAAAAACUAAAUAAAUAGAACUGAUUAUAAAAUAAAAAGAAAGUUAUGAAACAAAACUGUAGAAAUCAGUUUACUGUAGGGUAAUCAAACUGUACUUGAUCGUAGGUGUUAAAUUUAAACAAAAACCAAACCAACCAAUAUUGAACAUAAGUUAAACUAACGAAACAGGCAAUUCAAAUUCGUACAUAUCAUUCAAAGUAAUCCAAAGAAAAAGUGAAAG
Messenger RNA from Aedes aegypti (yellow fever mosquito), 5273 nucleotides. It is a transcript of the gene ChT, whose product is annotated as high-affinity choline transporter 1. The record is from RefSeq and is a predicted model, not a curated record. The coding region runs from base 2101 to 3903 and encodes 600 amino acids. The transcript has 10 exons. Gene Ontology annotation, biological process: choline transport; transmembrane transport; acetylcholine biosynthetic process. Gene Ontology annotation, cellular component: plasma membrane. Lineage: Eukaryota; Metazoa; Arthropoda; Insecta; Diptera; Culicidae. Gene Ontology annotation, molecular function: choline:sodium symporter activity.